CACAAAGAAAAAAAAAGAACAGAGAAUUGAACCGGCGACUUCUUCUUCUCCUUCACGAUAAACCAGCGCUUGUCUUCCUCAACUUUCCUCCGUCUGUUUCGCCUCAAUCAAUAGCAACGGCACUCUCCACUCACUCAAACGCUCCAACAGGAAGAAUCCUCUUGCUAUAAAUGGGAGAGGAAUUGCAAUCGGAAGAGGGGGGAAAUAUCACCCAGAGAGCCGCGGCUCUAGGCCGCGGCAACUGAAAUUGAAGCCGCACACCAGAGGAAGAAGCAGACGGCAGCGGACCACUGCUCGCCGGCGGACGACGAUGGUGGGCAGAAACUUUUUCUUCAAGCUCCAAUCCCUUAAUUUCUUCAUCUUCUUCAACAAAGUGGUAACCCUAGCUUGUUUCUCCAAUUUGUUCUCCAAAUCUUUGUUAAGUGUUGUUUUUUUAGUUUAAUUUUUACAUUUUCCCCUUGUUUGUGUUAAUUUCAAAAAUUCCAAAAAUUGUUGGCGUUCUUUAUGGGUUUUUUAUGUUUAUAUUAAAUCCCUUGUGAAUGAGAAUUGAUUCAAACUAGUUUUUCUUCAAUUAUUGAGCAAGUUUUUGUUAAAUUGGUUGAAUUGUAUAAUUUGAUUUAAUAAGUAGGUUGGUAUGUGGAAUUCGGUUUUUGUUGAAGCUAUUUUAGCUCCAUAAGGUAGUUAAAUGAACUCCGGAUUCAUACGUGAUUCUUUGUUGUGAUUUGUGUUUGUUGAUUUUAAGGAUUUUGGACUUCUUAGCUCCAUAAGAUGAUUCAAUUUCCUUAGAAUUCGUUAUUGAGUGAUUGUUAUGUUAUCAUGUCUUUUUUUGUUGUUUUCAUUAAUUUGAGGUUGUUUAAGCUCAAAAACAAUUCUUGAUUUAUUGAAAAUAUGUUGUGUUCAUUUAUGUGAAUAGAAAAAACGUCAUUGAUUUGAGAAGUUCAUAGAAAUCUGUGAAAUGUGCUCAUCAUUAGGAGAAAAGGUUUAUUAAAAUGCAUAAGGUAUUGGCGGUUUGUGAAUAGAUUAUGCAUGAGAGUUAGAAUGAAAAAAAAUUCGCUCUUUUAUAAACUUUUUCUAUAAUGGAAGUAUGUUUUCAUGCUUGAUUGGUGAGUUGUGGUUCUUGAUUUGCCUCAUUAUGAAAUUCUUGAAUUACAUGACUCCGGGCCGUGUGGAGAGUUGAUAAUCCUCCAUAUCGUGGUUAAGGAAAUGAAUUGAAUCGGCCUUUGAUUGAUUUUUCCUAUUCUUAAGUGCGUAAGUUACGUAAUAUAUUGUCUACGUGCCUAUUAUACGUGUAAUGUUCAACUCGUGUUUGUUCUCUUUUUCAUUUUGUUUCGGGUUCUUGGUGGUGUUUCUUGGUGACAAUGUGUGUGCAUGCUUAAAUGAUUUCAAAAGUACAAUCUUUCUCCGUGGGAUCGACCCUUACUUGCCCUAGCUAUAGUUUUUAUUUGAUUAUAUCUUGGGGGGUUAGCUAAGGAUAUUUUAUAAAUUUUUAAUUUGUUUUGGACCGCACGACAAGUCCUCAACAAAUUUUGGCGCCGUUGCCGGGGAAAGUAUUGUAUGAAUCAAUUUAGUAUGUGAUUUUGUUCUUUGUUAGUAUGAAAGCAUGUCGUUGAAGUAUUUUUUUUCUACGGUUCUAAACAUUUUCACAUAUUAACAUUAUAGAAUUGAGGUUAUUUAUACAAGAACAAACUGAAAUCAGCCUAUCUUCAUGAAUUCAUCGCUGAAAGUUGUGUUUCACAUGUUGUUUUUGUGAAAUUUGUGGCCAACUUUUCAUAAAAAUUGCUUUUGAAGCCACUUUUCUACACUUUUACUUGCUGAUUUUUAAUUUUAUUAUUUAUACAUGCUAGAUUUGAAUGACAUAGGUGCUGUUUGUUCCAUAUUUUGAUAUGUGAAACGUGCAUAAGCAUAAUAUUUUGCAUUUAGUGCCAUUUUCUACCGAAGCUUUUGAUCCUUACAUGCUCUGAACUUUUGAAAUAACUGCACCUUAUAGCUAAAUACAUGUCAUUUGUGUAUGCUCAAAUGCCGAAUUUGAUCUUUCACUACUUAAAUAAGCAUUUGGAUUGAACUAAGAGCAUGUACCUUGAUGGAUACGACUUGAUUUUGAUGCAUCGUGUGCUAAAUUUGAAAAAAAAAUCUGAUUUUUGCUUGCUAAUUUUUCAAAAAAAGCUGCACUUCGUGGUUGAUUUGCAAGCUGAAUUUGUGUUCCUUUAAGUGCUUAUUUGCUUAAACUUCUUUAGGAAGUGAAUCUAAAGCUAUAACAUGAUGUCAAAAGUCUUAUUCUUGAGUAUUUGAUGUUACAUUUGCUUAAAAGUCUGAUUUAUACAUGCUGUUUUUUUUCAAGAAAUUGCACUUUUGGCUUUGUUUUCAUGCUAUUUUUGUCCUCCAAAAGUGCUGAUUUGCUUAAAUAUGAACUAUCAUUGAUAUAUCUUGUAUUGGGACAAUAUUUUGAAGCAUAUCAUGAGCUUUCUAUGCUGAUUUUGAUGCCUGAUGUGCUGAUUUUUGAGAAAACUCUGAUCUGUAGUGCUGUAUUUUGAAAAAAAUCAGCAACCUUUUUCAUUGAUAAUCUGAUUUAUUUUUAGUCCUUAAGAUGCCUACUUGCUGAAUUAUGUACUUUAAUUGUUAAAUAUAUGCAUAGGAACGGACUUGAAGGGUAUUUAGCUUGUCUUUGCAAUCUAAAUUUGACCCUUAUAUGCUGAGUUUUGAUGUCAAAGUGCAAAAAUGCAGAAAACUUUGUUUCUAAAUACUGAUUAGAAGAUUACAAUCUGCACUUGAGUUCUGAAUUUUGGCUUCCGUUUUUUUUACUUUCUUUUUUAUGUUUUAAAGAAACAUAUAUACUUUACUACUUCAUGGCUUAAGUGAAUAUUUGUUGGCAAGUAAAAUAUUGCUGCUUUUGGUGCUUGUUUAAUGGUCUAUUUUUGCUCCAUGUAUGCUUCUAACCAUUUAUUUGAGUGAAAAUGCAAGGGCUAUUAAGUUAUAGGUAGAAGUAUUCUCCUUUGCAGUGAAAGUCUGCACAGAAAUGGUGCAAAAUAUGGUUUGAAACAGCAAGUCCAGGUCCAUUGAGCACUUUAAGGAGGGAAAAGUGAUGAGUUGAUGCUGCGUAUACUUUGUUUUUUUUUUGCAUUUCCCUCUCCCCUUCUCUCUUUGCUAAGUCCGUGCUUGCCUAUUAUUGUCAUUUGCAUACAAUGCUUCAACUUCAAAUUAUCCACUCAAAGUCAAACCAAAUAAAUAUGAAAAAGAAGCAAGAGCAUGAUCACUUCAUUCAUCCAAGCAAGGAGUUAAUUUAGGAGACUAAGACGUUGAUUGAACAGUCAUAGAGUGUGUUUGUGUAAAAAUGGAUUGGAUGCUAGGUAGUGAACUGAAAUGGGAAAUGAAAUUAUAGAACAAAAAGCAAAUCACUGGCAGGGCAGGGAUUUUUGAACAUAAAGAAACUUGAUGUGUGUGUGUGUUACAAUUACCUGUGAUUGUGAUGUUUUCCCAGGAGGAUCUUCAAGAGACGGGUUUUCAUUUGAAAACAACUCUUUAUUGAUUUGUGGGUCCACGCUACCACGGCCAAAACCACCUAUUUACAGUAUUAUUCAGUAACGUGUAACUUAAAAAAGCAUGAACCUCCUAAAAAUAAGUUGCACUAACGUGACAAUGAGUACAAACAAUAGAAUGCAUCAUUAACUUCAAAUCCCGUUCUAAGAACAGAAUUACCCUUGGAGCGCCAUGCACGGGAGGUUUACACACACAAAUUUUUACUUGUUUCAAGAAGAAUUUUGGAAUGGCUUAUGCUACUGUGGUAUCCAAGGGAUGGAAUCUGUUGAAGGUCAAACAAUGAUAGCCGUAAGAGAUAAUCGUGGUGCAAAAGGGAAGUUGUACAAUAUCUGCUAUAGUGAUCUGACUGAAGAAGCUACCACAUGCUCCUGCCAUUUUUUUGUGUCACAAGGAAUCCCUUGUAGGGAUAUUCUAUCAGUUUUGAAUGGGCAAGGCCUUAGAGAGCUGCCAAAGAUUUAUAUUUUCGAUAGAUGGACAAAAUAUGCAAAGAAAAGAGCUAUUGUUGAAGGAACGGUGCAUUUUGAUGCAACAUUUAACACAACAAAGCUAGAGAAUCAAACUUUAUCUAAUAUCUGGUGCAAGUUUUACAACUGCAUGCUUCUGGCGGGGCGAGAUUGCGAGAAAUUGAAAGUGAUUUUGGAGAGUACAACUUCCCUUGAGCAUGAACUCAAUGAUAUAGGGCCAACAUGGAAAUGAUAAAAGGAAAGACUUGGAAACUUAUUUUGGAUGCAAAGUGCCUGAUAGAGUUGAAAUCCAUCCUCCUACCAUUGGAGUCACGAAGGGAAGGAAAAGGAGGAUUAAGAGUGGUGUGGAGAAGGGUCAAGAAAAACAAAAGCACACUCGACGUUGUCGUUCAUGCAACAAAAUGACUACGCAUGACAGCCGUAAUUGCCCAUUGAAAAACAACAUGUUACUUUUAAAUGUUUCAUUUUAGUUGUUUCAUUUUAACUUACGUUUAGAUUUUAAUAAUCCUUCUUUUAUAGCAAAAGCAGCAGUGAUGAAGAGUAACCAAUAUGCUCCCGUGGUUUAGCAUAUACGCUAUUAUUUAGGAUCCUGAAAGAGAGAUUACCUUGACAGUGACUAUCACCUGUUAACUUGGAAGCAAAACAACAAUGGGGAGGUUAGCAGCUACUGCUUAAAGAGUAGCAGAAGCCAAAGUUGGAAUUUCAGCUCUGUACAUGCCUACUGUUUCGUCUUAGUGUCUUUUUUAUUGCGGACUAUGCGAAAAAAUGGGGAGUUGAAUGUUUUGAGAGGUUUUAUUUUUUGGUUCACAGUUGAAAUUUAGAAAUCUUAAGACUUUUUUGCCAGGGUUUUUUUGGUUAAAAUGGAAGUGAUACUUGAUGUGUAUCAUAUUAGCACUUUCUUCUAUCUUCUAUGACUAAUAUUUAUAAACUCCAUGUCAAUUU
Messenger RNA from Cuscuta campestris, 4940 nucleotides. NCBI's taxonomy places the organism in Eukaryota, Viridiplantae, Streptophyta, Magnoliopsida, Solanales, Convolvulaceae. The record is from the annotation of a GenBank genome assembly.